Molecule: messenger RNA, 661 nt
Organism: Phyllotreta striolata
Lineage: Eukaryota; Metazoa; Arthropoda; Insecta; Coleoptera; Chrysomelidae
Source: the annotation of a GenBank genome assembly
AUGUCUUCUUCUUCGAACAUCUCGAGAACAAACAGCCAAAUCGAUAGAAUAGAACAGGGUGUAAAAUUACUAAAAGAGGAGCAAGCGAAACGAGAAGCUCAACUCCUGGAGCAACGGGAAAUUAAAUUCAGGAAAAUUUCCCGAGAAAAAUCCGACCCGGUUUUCUCCUUGCCCGGCCUCCGAUUCUACUACUUCACCCAUCGGAAGAUCAAAUUCGCCAUCUUCCCUUGUUAUUUGAGCGACGCGUUCAGCAGGCGACGCGAGUAUGUCUGCAGGUUGGUGUACAAGAGGAAAAUGGGCCGCUGGUGGGUGAGGACCAACGCUUUUCCGCUGCCCUGCCUCGGGAAAAUCAACGCCACGAUGUAUAAGAAAGUGGGCGACGAUGGGAUUGUCGAUGGCAUAAAAGAAAUUUACAGGAUCGCAGACGAUUGGAUUGCCAAGGAGGAGAAGCGGAUUUUAAAAAAAUACAAUGAUUUUGCGAAUAAUGAAAUAGAUGCGACGGAGUUGCGCUCUUCCGAAGAAGAGUUAUUUUUUGAUGAUGACUAAAUAAAAAAUGAAGAUGGUAUUAUUUAAUCAUGUAUAGUAUUACACGUAACUUUAUUACACUUCUAUUAUUUAUGUACAAAAUAUUUCGUCUAAUUCAUAUACAAUUAUAGAUAAA